ACUUUUGGCAUCCGAGCACCUGCAGCUCGGCACAUAGACAAAACAAAUGUCAGUGAACAGGACUUUUUUCUAGCGGUUUUAUUCCUUUUUUAAACAGUUUCUUUCCAGAUAGAAAAGUCAUGAACACUCUGAACCAACAGUAUGAGGAGAAGGUGCGUCCCUGCAUCGACCUCAUCGACUCUCUUCGCUCUCUGCGAGUAGAGAAGGACUUGUCGCUGCCAGCUAUCGCCGUGAUUGGAGACCAAAGCUCGGGGAAGAGCUCCGUGUUGGAGGCGCUGUCAGGGGUGGCUCUGCCAAGAGGAAGUGGCAUAGUGACAAGAUGUCCUCUCGAACUGAAGAUGAAGCGAAGGCGAGAAGGAGAGGAGUGGUAUGGAAAGAUAAGCUACCAGGACUGUGAGAAAGAGAUAGAAGACCCCGCAGAUGUGGAUAAAAAGAUUAGAGAAGCUCAGGAUGAAAUGGCCGGGGUCGGGGUGGGGAUCAGUGAUGACCUCAUCAGUCUGGAGAUCGCGUCUCCUGAUGUUCCAGACCUGACGCUCAUUGACCUGCCCAGCAUCGCCAGGGUGGCUGUAAAGGGACAACCAGAGAACAUUGGAGACCAGAUAAAGAGACUGAUCCAGAAGUUCAUCAAAAGACAAGAAACCAUCAGCUUGGUGGUUGUUCCAUGCAACGUGGACAUAGCAACCACAGAGGCUUUGAAGAUGGCACAGGAGGUGGAUCCUGAUGGGGAGAGGACUCUGGUUAUCUUGACCAAGCCCGACCUGGUAGACAAAGGCACAGAAGAGGCAGUGGUUGAUAUUGUCCAUAACAAGGUCAUCCACCUGAAGAAAGGCUACAUGAUUGUCCGGUGCAGGGGUCAGAAGGACAUCACAGACAAGGUGUCUCUGACCGAAGCAAUAGAAAGAGAGAAAGCCUUCUUCAGCGAUCAUCUGCAUUUCCAGACUCUCUAUGAUGAAGGCCAUGCCACUGUACCUAAACUGGCAGAAAAACUCACACUGACGCUGGUGCAUCACAUUAAGACAUCUCUGCCUCGACUGGAAGAGCAGAUAGAGGAGAAGCUAGAACAGACUCAAGCAGAGCUGGAGAGAUAUGGCCCUGGACCCCCAUCUGAUGACACUGAGAGACGUGUCCUCCUUAUUUGUAAAGUGACAGCAUUCACUCAGGAUGCCAUCAGUCUGACUACAGGAGAGGAACUCAAGUGUGGAGACCAGGUCAGAAGAGAGUUUGGGAAGUGGAAUGCCCACCUCGACCACUCAGAAAAAAACUUGAACAAGAGGAUUGAGAGAGAGGUGGAGGAAUAUGAAGAGAAGUACCGUGGAAGAGAACUGCUGGGCUUCAUCAACUACAAGACCUUUGAGGUCAUGAUUAAGGAGCGGAUCAAACACCUGGAAGAACCAGCUGUCUUGAGACUUAAGGACAUACAAGAUGUUGUUAGAAAGGUGUUCAUACAGCUGGCCCACAGUAGCUUCAUUGGAUUUCCUAAACUCAUUAAAACAGCCGAGGCAAAGAUCGAAGCCAUAAUGAAACAAAAAGAGUCCACUGCUGAAGCCAUGCUGAGAACCCAGUUCAAGAUGGAGUUGUUUGCUUCCUCUCAGGACUGGACAUACAGCAGCAGUUUGAGUGAGCGAAAGAGAGAGGAGGAAGAGAAGGAAGACAAAUGCAAAGGCACAAACUUUCAUAAAGAAAGCAGUAUUGUGUACAGCAUGGAUAAUCAUGCAACACUUCAGGAGCUGAUGUUGCACUUUAAAUCAUACUACAAAUUUGUCAGCCAGCAUCUGGCUCAUCAGAUCCCGCUGCUGAUCCGCUACCACAUCUUGCAGGAGUCUGCCAUCCAGCUGCAGAGUGAGAUGUUGCAGAUGCUUCAGGAAAAACUGAAAUUGGAGUUGAUUCUGAGUGAGGAUUGUGACCUUCGCAGGAAGAGGGUGGCUUUACAGAGUCGCCUCAAACGCCUCAUGAUGGCCCGCAGAUACCUGGUGGAGUUCUAGAGGAGGUCAUGCCCAACAGCAUGAUUUUGUUUUUCAGCUUGUCACAUACAUUUAUGGUUGGGAGGUAGGUAUAUUAUUUGUCACAUUGGGUAUUAAGUGUAGAAUCGUCAUUUUCUAUACAACUCGUCAUAUUAGAACAUGCUCUGAAAACAAAGGAGUUACUAAUGCACCAUUUUAUGAUUUGGCCUGAACACGUACCUUAACAUUUAGACGAUCAGAGCAUGGUGUCUAAGAGUGAGUGCAUUAUGAUUGUUAGAUUUAUCUAGCAUUCUCUCUGUUGUUGUGAUGUUUCAAAUCGAUUAUGUUGACACCAAAAAUUAAGAGAGAGUUGCAAAUACUAUUUAAACAAGCUGUGUCUUGAUAAGAAUAUAGUACGUUUAUUUGAUAUAGCACCUUUCACAGACAGUCACAAAGUUUCACAUGAUACGGUUGUUAAAAUAACAAUGGAAUAAAAAUUUAAAAGACUUAAAAACACAAUUACAAAUCUGAGCCAAAAGCCAGUUUAAAAAAGUUAGUCUUUAGCCAUUUUUUAAAAGCGGGUGGGUGAAAUAAUACAAUAAUGAGGAAAAUAUUAACAUUCUCUAAUGUGUGAACAUAGCAGAGCUGCUGUCGGACAGACAGCUUCAUUUUUAGGGGGGCCCCAGGUAGACGCUCUAGAAACAGCAGCUUCACUUUGAUUAUUUCUGAUGCUAAAGGUUUAGCUCUGUUUCCUCUGUCAAUUGACAAACAUCAGUUUAUAACUACAGUUAUUAUUGCUGCUUAAAUGUCACACCAAUUGUAUGGAAACAUUUAGCCUACUGAAAGCAGCCUCUCUAAUCAUUAAAGUAAAUGAAAACACUCUACAAUAUAUUAUUUAAAAAGCAAUGUUGCCUACAGCAAUUGGUACAGAGGCCGUUAAACGUUAAUGUGUGUCUCUAAAACGAAGAAACAAAAAGUCAGAGGGCCUCUGGACACAGAGCCAGACUCUAACAAAUGCAUGUUUAUGUUCAGGAACAAAAGGUUCCAAUUUCUAAAAAAGCCUACUUUGUAAUUGCCCUUUUGACUCAUUAAAAAGAUGAUUAUCCAGGAAUGUGAUGCAUUAUAUGACCAUGCAUCGAGGUUAAUAUACACAGGUGGCACAGUGGUUAGCACUUGUCACACAGCAAGAAUAUGUGUGAAGUUUAUUUAUGUUCCCAUGUAUAAAUGAUUUGAGGAAAAAAAAAAAAUUUUAUGGUGUGCAAAUUGUGUUCCUAAGGCUGGAACUAAAGCUUGAUUAUAAAAUGAUGGUCCCCGGGAUCUAGACCCUCAAAGGGGCCCGAAGGCUCCAGGUUCCCCAUGUGGUAAUUUGUUUGUGGUAAUUUUUAUCAUGUGCUUGGGUGAUGCACAUAAGCACAUGGGACUACAGAUGAAAAUUAGCUGUAAGAUAACUCUUAACAAAACAACACAUGCAAUUAGGGCUAGGCAACAUAUCAAUAUUAUAUCAACAUUGAUAUAUGAGGCUAGAUAUAUAGUCAUUAUAUCCACAUUUUUGGUGAUUGUGUGAAUGCUGCUCAGCAUUCACAGUAUUGUUAUCAGAUUCCUUAUUCUUCAACAUUCUUUGGUCGCCCCUAACUUCUGCAUAUUUUCAGCUACAAAAAACAUUCAAAUAUCAAAAUGUCUGCUAUUUAUACUUUUUAAAUCAAGCUUUUUCAAUUUUUAUUUUGCAUUAAAGUCAAUGGAGCAAUCUGCAAAUUAAAAAUGCUACUCCUCCUACAUACUUUCACCUACAGACAUUCAAACUUUAAACUGUUCACAAAACCUUUAACUAUUACAGUUGUAUUCAGCUUCAUGAUAUCUUGUACAGUUUUUGUGGUAUCACUGUUUAAGUUUAGUGUUUCAGGCUUUUUCUGUGUUUUAUAAUGGAGUGAGUAUUGCAAUACUUAGAGUGGGAAGCCUUGGAAAAUCGUCUUAAAACCUCUAUAACUUGCUCUCACGCCUACAACAUUACUUGUCAUAGAUACUUUAUGUACAAUAAUGUAGCUAUUAUUGUCCUUUUUCAGCCAAUGCGCUCAUUUAAGCAAAAAUAAAACCAAAAACAUUUUUUAAAACUGAUAAGAGUACUUUUUAACUUUAUCUACACAAAUAACAUGUCUACAGCUUUAACAAAGUCUUAGGAAGCUCAAAGUGAAGAAAUUUCAGGAAUACUUUACGGUUGACUGGGAAGCACAGAAACCAGCAGUGUGCUGCCAAUCAUUCUGAGAUUCUUUCUCUCCCAGGUGUCACUUUGCUAUCACUCACAUCACACUACAUUAUGAACCACCCAGACCGUCCCGUCCCCAUAGUCAGACCUAAACAUGGGGAACAGAGUUCAGUUUUUAUGCCCCACAUAUCUAGAACAAAUUCCCAGAAAA
Perca fluviatilis (European perch) is the source of this 4351-nucleotide messenger RNA. RefSeq names its product interferon-induced GTP-binding protein Mx-like. Lineage: Eukaryota; Metazoa; Chordata; Actinopteri; Perciformes; Percidae. The transcript has 12 exons. Gene Ontology annotation, cellular component: nucleus; microtubule; cytoplasm. Bases 120 to 1982 code for a protein of 620 amino acids. Gene Ontology annotation, biological process: defense response to virus. The record is from RefSeq and is a predicted model, not a curated record. Gene Ontology annotation, molecular function: microtubule binding; GTP binding; GTPase activity.